Marmota flaviventris (yellow-bellied marmot) is the source of this 1698-nucleotide messenger RNA. RefSeq names its product potassium voltage-gated channel modifier subfamily S member 1 (gene Kcns1). The record is from RefSeq and is a predicted model, not a curated record. Gene Ontology annotation, cellular component: membrane; voltage-gated potassium channel complex. Gene Ontology annotation, biological process: action potential; protein homooligomerization; potassium ion transmembrane transport. NCBI's taxonomy places the organism in Eukaryota, Metazoa, Chordata, Mammalia, Rodentia, Sciuridae. Gene Ontology annotation, molecular function: protein binding; delayed rectifier potassium channel activity.
UCUCUAACUGCAUACCAGGUUCUUCAACAGGGCCUCCAACACCCCGCCUGGUGAAGGGAGCAGGGGAUUUUAACCCAGUCUUCCUGGAAAGGAGGCCCUGGGAUCUCUCAGUGCGCCCUCCGGUGUCUGCAGGGCGACCCGCUGUAGCCAUGGUGAGCGAGUCCUCGGGGCCUGGCCCUGGGGUUCCCUGGCGGAGAAGCGACGAGGCUCUGCGCGUGAACGUGGGCGGUGUGCGGCGGCUGUUGAGCGCGCGCGCCCUGGCGCGCUUCCCGGGCACGCGGUUGGGUCGCCUGCAGGCCGCGGCGUCGGAGGAGCAGGCGCGGCGCCUGUGCGACGACUAUGACGCGGCGGCGCGCGAGUUCUACUUCGACCGGCACCCGGGCUUCUUCCUGGGCCUGCUGCACUUCUACCGCACCGGCCGCCUGCACGUGCUCGACGAGCUGUGCGUCUUCGCCUUCGGCCAGGAGGCCGACUACUGGGGCCUGGGCGAGAGCGCGCUGGCCACGUGCUGCCGCGCGCGCUACCUGGAGCGGCGCGUGGCGCGGCCGCGCGCCUGGGAUGAGGACAGCGACACGCCGAGCAGUGUGGACCCGUGCCCCGACGAGAUCUCGGACGUGCAGCGCGAGCUGGCGCGCUAUGGCGCGGCGCGCUGCGGUCGCCUGCGCCGCCGCCUCUGGCUCACCAUGGAGAACCCCGGCUACUCGCUGCCCAGCAAGCUUUUCAGCUGCGUCUCCAUCGGCGUGGUGCUGGCCUCCAUCGCCGCCAUGUGCAUCCACAGCCUGCCGGAGUAUCAGGCCCGCGAGGCGGCGGCCGCCGUGGCUGCGGUGGCUGCUGGCCGCAACACGGAAGAAGUGCGCGACGACCCGGUGUUGCGACGCCUGGAGUACUUCUGCAUCGCCUGGUUCAGCUUCGAGGUGUCGUCACGCCUUCUUCUGGCGCCCAGCACGCGCAACUUCUUCUGCCACCCGCUCAACCUCAUAGACAUCGUGUCGGUGCUGCCCUUCUAUCUCACGCUGCUGGCUGGCGCAGCGCUCGGUGGCCGGGGCGGCGGGAGCGGCGAGGAGCUCGGCGACCUGAGCAAGGUGGUGCAGGUUUUCCGCCUCAUGCGCAUCUUCCGGGUACUGAAAUUGGCACGCCACUCCACUGGACUGCGCUCCCUGGGCGCCACGCUCAAGCACAGCUACCGCGAGGUGGGCAUCUUACUGCUAUACCUGGCCGUGGGGGUGUCUGUGUUCUCCGGCGUGGCCUACACAGCUGAGGAGGAGAACGUGGGCUUUGACACCAUCCCCGCCUGCUGGUGGUGGGGCACAGUGAGCAUGACCACUGUGGGCUAUGGGGACGUGGUGCCCGUGACAGUGGCUGGCAAGCUGGCAGCCUCGGGCUGCAUCCUCGGUGGUAUCCUGGUGGUGGCGCUCCCUAUCACCAUCAUCUUCAACAAGUUCUCCCACUUCUACCGGCGCCAGAAGGCUCUGGAGGCGGCUGUCCGCAACAGUGGCCACCAAGAGUUUGAGGACUUGCUGAGCAGCGUUGACGGGGUGUCAGAGGCAUCGCUGGAGACAUCCCGAGAGACCUCUCAGGAGGGACGGUCCACAGACCAGGAGAUGCAGGCCCCCCGUGAACCUCCAAACUCUCAGAGUUAUUAAAACCAGGACUCCGCAUCCCCCCUGCACCCCCAAGUCAGCUGAAACAGAGCGGAUU